Molecule: messenger RNA, 3000 nt
Organism: Equus caballus (horse)
Lineage: Eukaryota; Metazoa; Chordata; Mammalia; Perissodactyla; Equidae
Source: RefSeq, a predicted model, not a curated record
GAGGGUGGGGCUUGGGGACAUAAGUCACUUGUGAGUUUCAUUACUGGGCGCAAACCAAGUCAGUGAGAUGCCUCACAUUCAUUGAGAAGAGCUUGGGCCUGAGGAGAGUGACCAACUGCUGCUGCUCCCAGGUGGCCACCCACCACUGUGGAACCACAUGGACACCAUUGGGCCUGUAGGGUUGCGGCAAGGGGAAGGAUCCCCCUGCAACCCCCAGGAGGGCUUGCCCUGCCCCUCAGACAGCUCUGAGCUGGUACAGGAGUGCCUGCGGCAGUUCAAGGUGACAGGUGCACAGCUACAGCAGAUCCAGGCCAGCCUCCUGGGCUCCAUGGAGCAGGCGCUGGGCGGGCAGACAAGCCCUGCCCCUGCUGUCCGGAUGCUGCCCACAUAUGUGGGGUCCACCCCACAUGGCACUGAGCAAGGAGACUUCGUGGUGCUGGAGCUGGGGGCCACGGGGGCCUCGCUGCGCAUUCUGUGGGUGACCCUGACGGGCAUUGAGGGGCACAGGAUAGAGCCCCGGAGCCAGGAGUUUGUGAUCCCCCAAGAGGUGAUGCUGGGUCCUGGUCAGCAGAGCACCCUAAUAUCCUGGACCAAAGGUUUUAGGUGCAGUGGUGUGGAAGGCCAGGAUGUGGUCCAGCUGCUGCGAGAGGCCAUCCAGAGGCAGGGGGCCUACAGCAUCGAUGUGGUUGCCGUGGUGAAUGACACAGUGGGCACUAUGAUGGGCUGCGAGCCAGGGGUUGGGCCGUGUGAGGUCGGGCUCAUUGUAGACACCGGCACCAAUGCGUGUUACAUGGAGGAGGCGCGGCAUGUGGCAGUGCUGGACGAGGACCGGGGCCGAGUCUGCAUCAGUGUCGAAUGGGGCUCCUUCAGUGAUGAUGGGGCCCUGGGACCAGUGUUGACCAUCUUCGACUGUGCCCUGGACCAGGAGUCCCUGAAUCCUGGUGCCCAGAGGUUUGAGAAGAUGAUUGGGGGCCUAUACCUGGGUGAGCUGGUGCGGCUGGUGCUGGCUCACCUGGCCCAGUGUGGGGUCCUCUUUGGUGGCUGUGCUUCCCCUGCCCUGCUGAGCCGAGGCAGCAUCCUCCUGGAGCACGUGGCUGAGAUGGAGGACCCCUCGGUCGGGGCAGCCCGUGUGCACACUAUCCUGCAGGACUUGGGCCUGAGCCCCGGGGCCUCAGAUGCCAAGCUCGUGCAGGACGUGUGUGCGGCAGUGUGCACACGGGCUGCCCAGCUCUGUGCAGCUGCCCUGGCCGCCGUCCUCUCUCGCCUUCAGCACAGCCGGGAGCAGCAGACGCUUCAGAUCGCUGUGGCCACCGGAGGCCGAGUGUUUGAGCGACACCCCAGGUUCCUCAGCAUUCUGCAGGAGACAGUGAUGUUCCUGGCCCCCAAAUGUGAUGUCUCCUUCAUCCCCUCUCUGGAUGGGGGUGGCCGAGGUGUGGCAAUGGUGACUGCCGUGGCUGCCCGCCUGGCUGCCCACCAGCGCCUACUGGAGGAGACCCUGGCACCAUUCCGAUUGAGCCAAGAGCAGCUGGCAGCACUGCAGGCACAGAUGCGGGAGGCCAUGAUCAAGGGGCUCCGAGGGGAGGCCUCCUCCCUCCGCAUGCUGCCCACUUACGUCCGGGCAACGCCUGAUGGCAGUGAGCGUGGGGACUUCCUGGCCCUGGAUCUCGGGGGCACCAACUUCCGGGUCCUCCUUGUGCGUGUGGCCACGGGAGGUGUGCAGAUCACCAACCAGGUCUACUCUAUCCCUGAGUGUGUGGCCCAGGGCUCUGGACAGCAGCUCUUUGACCACAUUGUGGACUGCAUCAUGGACUUCCAGCAGAAGCAGGGCCUGAGUGGGCAGAGCCUCCCCCUGGGUUUCACCUUCUCCUUCCCGUGCAGGCAGCUCGGCCUGGACCAGGGCAUUCUCCUGAACUGGACGAAGGGUUUCAAUGCGUCAGACUGUGAGGGCCAAGAUGUUGUGUGUCUGCUACGGGAAGCCAUUGGGCGCAGGAAGGGAGUGGAGCUGAAUGUGGUUGCCAUUGUCAAUGACACAGUGGGGACCAUGAUGUCCUGUGGCUAUGAGGAUCCCCAUUGUGAAGUCGGCCUCAUUGUCGGAACUGGCACCAAUGCCUGCUACAUGGAAGAGCUCGAGAAUGUGGCGGGCGUGGCUGGGGACUCAGGCCACAUGUGCAUCAACAUGGAGUGGGGUGCCUUUGGGGACGAUGGCUCUCUGGACGUGCUCAGCACCUGCUUCGAUGCAAGUGUGGACCAGGCAUCCAUCAACCCUGGCAAGCAGAGGUUUGAGAAGAUGAUCAGUGGCAUGUACCUGGGAGAGAUUGUCCGCCACAUCCUCCUGCAUUUGACCAGCCUUGGAGUUCUCUUCCGGGGCCAGCAGACUCAGUGCCUUCAGACCAGGGACAUCUUCAAGACCAAGUUUCUCUCUGAGAUUGAAAGUGACAGCCUGGCCCUGAGGCAGGUCCGAGCCAUCCUGGAGGAUCUGGGGCUGCCUUUGACCUCAGAUGACGCCCUGAUGGUCCUGGAGGUGUGCCAGGCUGUGUCCCAACGGGCUGCCCAGCUCUGUGGGGCGGGUGUGGCUGCUGUGGUGGAGAAGAUCCGUGAGAACCGGGGUCUGGAAGAGCUGACCGUGUCUGUAGGGGUGGAUGGGACCCUCUACAAAUUGCACCCCCACUUCUCCAGCAUGGUGGCAGCCACAGUGCGGAAGCUGGCCCCUCGCUGUGUGGUCACCUUUCUUCAGUCAGAGGAUGGGUCCGGCAAAGGUGCAGCCCUGGUCACUGCCGUUGCCUGUCGCCUUGCCCAGAUGGCCCGUGUCUGAAGAAGUCUCUAGGAAGCAGCUUUGUUGGACCGGAGCCCGGGCCCUGUCUGUUUCCCAGCCAGGCCCGGCCACCCAAGACUCCUAGAAGAGCCAUGGGUGACCCCUCUGUGGCCACUGGCCUCGACCCCUGGCUUUCCCGGAGAGAAGUAGCACUUGGGUUAGCAAUAUAUAUAUAUAAUUUAUUUACA